GUCUAUCACUUUUGUUGUGUUUGCGUUUCAGUAGGUACGUCUACUUUUCCUGAAUUUUUGUUAAUUUCAGCUUUUCCAAUUUGGAAAUGAAGCAGUUUACUAUUUCAUAACGUGAUGCGUAGUGAUAUAAUUACCAAAUUAAGGUGAAGAUCUUAGAAAUAUAGUUGUAUUUUAAAUAAAUACAACAGCAGUAUCAUUUGUAUUCAGUUUUAAAAGUAAAAAAAAAACAUAAUAAAGUGCAUAAGCUUUGUACUGUGACCACAGUGAGUCAUUGAGUCCUUCUGUCCUUUGAAAAGGUCAUGUCUGUCAAAACAUUUUGAUGGAGUGAGUUUUAAUAAGUAAACAAAAUAUUUUCGUAACUUCGAAAUUAAAUAACAUCGCAAGUAUGAGUUUUCCCCUGCCCUUAGCCCCUUGUUCUAAAAGAGAUGGAGGUAAUGGAAUUAGUUGUGAACAGUUUGAAUAUGCCAGCAGCGUGGCUACAACAUUAAUGGCACCUGUAAAAACUGAUAGAGAAAUAUUGGAGCAUUCCAUGUCAGAGGAUGAUCCCAAUGCAAACACCCAAGUGCCAAGUGUGGUGGGGUCUCAGCUGCGUUGGGGGCCUCGGCACAAAGGAGCACAGGAGUUGGCUGAGCUAUACAGUCCAGGAAAAAGGCUGCAAGAGUCAAUUUGUGUGGUUGUGUGUUGCACUUUGUGUGUGUAUGCUGGAGUCCUCAUGACAAGGCAUAUUUACUUUGAUGCAUAUUUACUGUUUGCCGUGCUAGCUGGUGUGCUCACAGCUGACUUUGCCUCUGGCGUGGCACACUGGGCUGCUGACACUUGGGGUUCGGUGGAUCUACCUAUUAUAGGAAAAAAUUUUCUUAGACCUUUCCGUGAGCACCACAUUGACCCUACAUCAAUUACCCGACAUGAUUUUAUAGAAACCAAUGGCGACAAUUUUGCUAUAACCAUUCCAGUAUUAGCACGAAUUGUAUGGCAGCUAUCAUGCUAUGAUAAUGAAACCAUUCAUGUCAAUUUUCACUGGAUAGCCUACUGGUAUCUAUGCUGCAUUUUUGUGGCCAUGACCAAUCAGAUCCACAAAUGGUCGCACACGUACUUCGGGCUGCCGGGCUGGGUGGUGGCGCUGCAAGAGUGGCGCGUGGUGCUGCCGCGCCGCCACCACCGCGUGCACCACGUGGCGCCGCACGAGACUUACUUCUGCAUCACCACCGGCUGGCUCAACUGGCCGCUGGAGCUCAUCCGCUUCUGGUCCACCCUCGAGACCGUCAUAGAGGCGCUCACCGGCUGCAAGCCGCGCGCCGAUGACAUGAAGUGGGCGCAAAAGAAAACAUAGAAUUGGCGAGGUUCGCUUUCUUUCUUCAUUUGGCGUUAAGGUACCUACACGAUAAGAGUACGCAAGGAUUGAGUAUUGAGUUGAGUACCUACGUAACUGUCGGAUGCUGGUCGUAAUGUGACCCGCGAGGUCGUGUACAACGACAGCCAAUCUGCAGAAUCAUUCAUACGAGCGGGCCAGGCCAGGGCCCCGAGCUUACUCAUAUCAUGUACACGCCGCCGCCGCCGCUUUAAAAUGAUUGUGAUAGUCCUUGUACGAUGGAAGGUGACCGCCUGGUUUUACCUCAAUUCAAUUAUUAUGUGUUAGAAAUUAAUUUACUAAUAAUACCUACCUAUAUUUUUGCAUCUCUAUUAUCGAUUAUACGGAUGCUUAAUCCUAUUCGGUAGCAAAUAUGCUAGCAUAGAUUUAGACCAAAGAAAAUUGUGAUUUUAAUAUAGUAAUGACUAACACUAACGAUGUAUUCGUAAAAGAUUCAUAAUAUUUAAGGAAAGUGCUGGGAAAUUAAUUUUAAAUAUUGUUGUUAGGUAUGACCGAUAUCUGUAAAUCACAAAGGUAAAAUUAUUCAUAAUUGCUGCAUGUCUUUAUCUGUUGAGCUCAAAUAUAAAUGAUAGAUAUUCAAUAGCUAUUAAGAUUUACCUAUUUGGUUUACAAUUAUAAGUAUUCGUAAGUUAAGUGCCUGACUGCCCGGCUGAGUAUUUCUAGAUAUGCGUGCAGUUUACUCUAAAGAGACUGUCGAGAACCCGCACUCUGCACAAGGGUACCUAUACUUUUGGACGUAUAACAUGAAAUUAUUUAUUGUAACUAUCUUUUUUCACAAAGAAACAUAAAAAAUAACCUCGUUUUAUAGCUUUAACGGACAGUGAUUACAAUAUACACAUCUUAGUAAGUAUUUAUGUAAGUUAUAAUAUUUACGUUACGUGAAUAGGGACCACAUCACAGAGGAAUACAAAUUUGGUCUGAUAGGGAUUUUGUCUACGUAGGUAGGUACUGUCCUUUUUUGUAUAACAUUAAUCCGUCCAAUGUGUUCAACGUAAUGAACUCGUGCUAUUAAGUCCCUGAAGGGAUCGGUCAACCUUAUUGCUGCACCCACUUUUUGUGAGGCUAAUUUUAAUAGCAAUGUACCUCAAAUACGAAAUAUAGAUUACUACUGAAAAGAUUAUAAAAACUAAUACAGUAAAUAUCAACCUAUCAAAUCUACCUGUAAUUCUCAGUAGCCCGGGAUCAAAGUCUGGUCUCUAUGGUGUGUGCCGACUGUUUCGACCGCUGCACCUGAAGUUAUUAUAAAUAUUAACGUGAAAUACUUGUGCCUUGUUAAAGUAACAGCUUAGUGUAUUGGUGAAUAAGAUUAUUAUAUUUCUUAAAGCUUUAGCAAUACGAAAAUAAAUGUUUAUAUUUACUACUUCA
This is a messenger RNA of Plutella xylostella (diamondback moth), 2734 nucleotides long. It is a transcript of the gene Kua, whose product is annotated as Plasmanylethanolamine desaturase Kua. NCBI's taxonomy places the organism in Eukaryota, Metazoa, Arthropoda, Insecta, Lepidoptera, Plutellidae. Gene Ontology annotation, molecular function: oxidoreductase activity. The record is from RefSeq and is a predicted model, not a curated record.